Mya arenaria is the source of this 4825-nucleotide messenger RNA. RefSeq names its product ribonuclease Z, mitochondrial-like. Gene Ontology annotation, molecular function: 3'-tRNA processing endoribonuclease activity. Gene Ontology annotation, biological process: mitochondrial tRNA 3'-end processing. NCBI's taxonomy places the organism in Eukaryota, Metazoa, Mollusca, Bivalvia, Myida, Myidae. Gene Ontology annotation, cellular component: mitochondrion. Bases 23 to 2758 code for a protein of 911 amino acids. The transcript is spliced from 21 exons. The record is from RefSeq and is a predicted model, not a curated record.
UAUUGCAUGCUUAUUUCUUCAGAUGAAUUGUCGUUGCACUUCAUUAGGUGUUUCUUACAUGUUCUUACAAAACACCAGGAAAUUAAACGAUCUGUUAGUCUUAGUUCAAAAACGUUUUUAUAAACGAAUCAAUUAUAAACGAUCUAACGAAAAAGCAGGAAUGGACAAAGUGAAACACAAGUCUCGUCUUGAUGCGUACAAGAGCAAGGUGACCGAGAUACCAGUCGCAGCCAAAGUACACCUCUCUGUUCUGAGCACCGGUGCACAGGGAACAGGAAAGAGCUUCCUUCUCAUGCUAAAUCAUGACAGGUACCUGUUCAAUGCUCCUGAGAUGGUGCAGCGUCACAUCGAUGAAGUUGGGCCUCAAAAAUUGAGUGUAGUGGACAACAUUUUCUUUACAUCGAAGAGAGAUGAGACUGUUGGUGGAUUGAUUCCCUUUCUCCUAACAAACUCAGGACUGCAUCACCAAUCCACUUUGAAACUUCAUGGUCCGCCACAAGUGGGUGCCUUCUUGAGCAUGAUCAAUGAAUUUGCGGAUACUAAUGUCAAUGCAAACCUUAAAACAGAAUAUCGUGGCAUUCAACAUAAACAGUACAAAGAUAGGCAGGUGACUGUGGAUUAUGUCCCUUUGUAUGACAGUAGUGGAUUACGUCCAAUUUGUCCAGACUCACAAACAUCAGAAGUCAAUAAGGAGAGGUCACAGAAAAGGCCAGGUAAAAGGUCAGAACAACCUGGGCAAAGUGAAGAGAAAACUGAAAAUGAACUGUCCCUUGAAGAUGCAAGGGAGAUUGAACUUGCUAAACACAUGGUGAUGGCGUAUGUUGUACAUUUUAAGGAGUUGCCAGCAAGAGUGGAUAAUAUAAAACUAGCAGCCUUAAAGGUCAAACCAGGUCCAUGGGUAGGACAGCUUGUGAAGGGAGAAACGGUCACACUGUCUGAUGGACGAGUGGUGAAGCCAGAGGAUGUGCUAAUGUCUUCCAGGGAAAGCUGUUUCGUUGGCCCACUUGUUGUGUUGGAAGUCCCUAGCGGGGAUUAUCUGGACUCCCUGGGAGAGUCUCAAGAGUUGUGUAACCUUGGUACCCAACCAGGAAAGCUGGGCCCAGAAUUGGUGGUGCAUCUCACACCACAGGCAGUUCUAGAUGAUCCCAGAUACCAGGCAUUUAUGAACAGAUUACCCUGUCAACAUCUGAUAUUGAAUGAGAGGGCCGGGAGUUGCAACAUGUACAGCGCUUUCAGGGUGGCUGUAAUGAGAAACUACAUACACAAGGAGAUGUUUCCAAUGCCUGUGGGCUACACCCAUUCCUGUCAACCGGCAGAGAGUCCUAAGCCUGAGAUUACCUAUGGGGUGUAUGGCCUCCAGUAUCAUAUCAGACCACAUAACAACAGAGGAUAUAACUGGGAUAGUGUGCCAAAAUAUGAUCGAGCGGUUGCCCUGGAGGAGGUUAAGGAGAAGAUAGCACUGAAUCGUCGGGCCCUUAACAAGAAUGGUGGGAAUGGGGAGGAUUCCCGUUAUUCCUGGGACUCAUUCCUGGCAGAAUAUGAAAAGUUUUCCCAGUUAAUACAAUCACCGGAGAAGACAGGUAUAAUAUUUGAUAGUGAGUAUCCUGAGAUAACAUUUCUGGGCACAGGCUCGGCAAAACCGUCGUAUAAACGUGGAACAUCUGGCAUUCUCCUGCAGAUGAGACCUGAUGAGUACAUAUUGUUGGACUGUGGGGAGGGAACCUGGCAGACAAUGUUGGUUCUAUACGGGAGAGAGAAGAGCGAACAUAUCCUGACCAACCUCCGGGCUAUCUUUAUAUCUCAUCUGCACUAUGACCAUCAUGGAGGAUUGUUUUCAUUGCUGAAAGCCCGUCGCCAAAGUGUUCAGUCACGGGGUGGUGAUGUGAAAACUGAUGAGCCCCGCCUACUUCUUCUAGCCCCUAACUCAUACAGUCGUUGGAUUGAUCUCUACUCCAAGCAUAUAGAGGAUGUCUCACAGGAUGUCAGACUGUGCCCUCAUAGUGUAGCCAUCUCCAAAACAAAUCCACUGCAUGGCGAGGAAACCAGCAUGAUCAAACGGCAACUUGGCCUUAAAGAGUACACACUGAGCAAGGUCUGGCACACUUAUUACUCUGCAGCUAUCAUAAUGACGCACCAAGAUGGCUGGAAGUUGGUUUACUCUGGGGACACCAUGCCAUGUAAAGCACUUAUCAAAGAAGGGAAAGACUGUGAUAUUCUUAUCCAUGAAGCAACCUUUACGGAUGAGCAAUUUCAACAUGCACAGUUAAAGCACCACAGUGUGAUGAGUGAGGCGAUUGAAGUGGGCCGGGCGAUGAAUGCCCGCUACACGCUUCUCACCCACUUUUCCCAGAGAAUACCUGACAUUCCCCCCUUCUGUGACCGCUUUACAGAGAAUGUUGGAUAUGCCUUUGACUUCAUGCAGGUUCGACCAAGAAAUCUCCAUCUAUUGUAUCACAUGAAGCCGAUGUUCGAGAGUUUAUUUGGUGCUUACAUACGAGCGAAUAUUGUUGGAUCCAUAAAUAAAUCAAGGAUUGAUGAUGGUGAGCAGGCCAUUAGAAAGACUAGCAGAAAUAAAAUUUAUCCAAAGUUUAAAACUCUUGAAGAUAGCCUGGCAUAUAUAAGGGGUGACUGUGAAAUUGAUCAAUUAAAAGGGUCAGACACAAGGGACAGUGAAAGUGAUAGUGAGAAAAACAUGGACAAUACAGGCGGCAAGAGGAAAGUGGAAGACAGCAAUAUCAUCGUGAAGCGUGCCAGAUAGCACUAUGUGUGUUAUGAAAACAAUGAUGACAAAUAGGUGUCAAGGAACCUGAAAAAUGUCGCUAAUGUUUUUAUUAUUGGAAAAGUCUAAUUUCUAAUAUGAAUAUGUAUUUCUGGAAUGCUGAGACUGUUUUGUCAGUAUGAUGUUUGUAUACAUGAAUGUCAAACUAUGUGUUCUGAUGUACAAGCAAACAGGUCUAAAAUACUAAUUAAUUCUCUUUAAUAAUGCAUUUAAAACAGAGUGCAGUGAAAAUAAAAGUGUUUUCUACUAAGAUCAAGUCACUGAAAUCUGAUUAACUACUUUAUUGGAAGAGUAAGAGAGCAAGAUGAUAUACAGAGAUUAAAAUGAAAUGACCACAUCAAUUGAGUUCUAUAAGUUACAGGGAUCUUCAAAAGAAAACUGCAUUUUUAUUGAUUUUUAGCUCGACUAUUCGAAGAAUAAGGAGAGCUAUACUACUCACCCUGGCGUCGGCGUUGGCGUCACACCUUGGUUAAGGUUUUGCAUGUAAGCACCUUUAAGUCAUUAUCUCAGUAAAUACAUCAGUUAUUGCAUUGAAACUUUGGAUAUGUAUUCCCAACUAUCUUACAUACUAAAUUAAUGAAGUUAGAUAACAAUUAUAUGAAUAUAAUGCAAAUAAUAGGCCUUUAUUAUUCGACUUAGAAAUUCUGGUUAAGGUUUUGCUAGUAAGCACACAUAGGUUAAUAUCUCAGCAACUACUUGAGGUAUUGCAUUGAUACUUGAUACAAUGGUACUCAACCAUCCAACCUACUAAAUUAACCAAGUAAGAUAACUCUAGUUUGCAUUUAAUGCAAAUAUUUGCCCUUUAUUAUUCGACUUAGAAAUUCUGGUUAAGGUUUUGCGUGUAAGCACACAUAGGUCAAUAUCUCAGCAACUACUUGAGGUAUUGCAUUGAUACUUGAUACAAUGGUACUCAACCAUCCAACCUACUAAAUUUACCAAGUUAGAUAACUCUAGUUUGGGUUUAAUGCAAAAAAUUGCCCUUUAUUAUUCGACUUAGAAAUUCUGGUUAAGGUUUUGCGUGUAAGCACACAUAGGUUAAUAUCUCAGCAACUACUUGAGGUUUUGAAUUGAGACUUUAUACAAUGGUUAAGUCAGCCAUCCAACCUACUUAAUUAACCAAGUUAGAUAACUCUAGUUUGCAUUUAAUGCAAAAUAAUUGCCCUUUAUUAUUCGACUUAGAAAUUCUGGUUAAGGUUUUGCAUGUAACCACCUUUAAGUCAAUAUCUCAGCAAAUAUAUCAUGUAUUGCAUUGAAACAUUAGAUAUGUAUUCGUACCAAAACGAUGAAAUUAAAGUAAAAACGCGUCUAUACGCAAGUGACACUUCAUACAUAAAUUAUUUUGCUUACGAAAUAUUGAUUUAAUAAGCAGAAUUGACAUAGAAAUUCUGGUUAAGGUUUUACAUGUAAAUGACAUAGAAAUUCUGGUUAAGGUUUUACAUGUAACCACUUUUAAGUCAAUACCUCAGCGAAUACAUCAUGUACUGCAUUGAAACUUUACACACAGGCUCCCAUCUAUUUAACCUUCUUAUUUAAUCAGGUAAGAUAACUAUAUCUUAUAAUAUAUAAUUUUUGCCCCUUUAUUAUGCAUCUUAGAAAUUCUGGUUAAGGUCUUGCAUGUUAGCACACAUAGGAUAAUAUCUCAGCAACUAUUUGAUGUAUUGCAUUGAGACUUUAUACAAUGGUAUUCAACCACCCAACUUAAUUGAAUAACCAAGUUAGAUAACUGUAUUUUGCAAAUAAUGGCCCUUUAUUAUUAGACUUAGAAAUUCUCGUUAAAAUUUUGCAUGGAACCACAUUUAUGUUAAUAUCUCAGCACACCAUGUAUUGCAUUGAAAUCUAAUCUAACAGUGACCCAUGCACGUUUCUCCAAAACUUUUCAAUCCUUACUUUGAAAAGCUGCGGAAUAGUCGAGCGCGCUGUCUCUGUGACAGCUCUUGUUGUUGUUGAAAAUGUUUACAAUCUGAACAAUGGUUGGAAGUAGUUGACUGUUGCCAUUUUAAAUAUCUUAUACAGCUGUUAAUUGAGAAAUUAAAAUAAUAAAUAAGU